Molecule: messenger RNA, 857 nt
Organism: Nematolebias whitei (Rio pearlfish)
Lineage: Eukaryota; Metazoa; Chordata; Actinopteri; Cyprinodontiformes; Rivulidae
Exons: 6
Coding region: 155-808 (217 amino acids)
Molecular function (GO): zinc ion binding; DNA binding
Source: RefSeq, a predicted model, not a curated record
GUUGUUUCGAAUGUCGGGAGCUCGCGUUGAGAAGGCCGCGCGCUCUGCUGAGGGCACAACUUGUCCAAAUCUGUCGUUUAAGUUCAUUGACAGCUACCGGUAGCUUGAAUUUCAGGAAUACCCUCUCCCGGUCCCCUUCCCCCUCAGUCAGAGCAUGGCUCAGGAGACCAAUCAGACACAAGUGCCAAUGCUUUGCACAAUGGGCUGUGGUUUCUAUGGAAACCCCCGCACCAAUGGCAUGUGCUCCGUCUGCUACAAGGAACACCUGCAGAGACAACAGGGAGGAGGCAGGUCCAGUCCUCCAGGAGAGAAAGCUGCUACAUCACCAUCGGGAUCACCAGGAUCAGCCAGUGUGAGUGUAGAGGUCAUGACCACAGAGCUUAGUACAGAAGUAUCAGGAACUCCACCUGAGGAACAACCAACAAGUCCUAGCUCUCCAAGCCCAGUUACUGAACAGAUGACAGCUAUGAGCAUCUCCCAAGAUUCGGGGACAGUGGACUCCGAUCGAGCUGAGGAUAAGGAAGGAGACGAGGAGGAUACGUCCAGCAACACAGAGCCUGUAGGUGAAGGAGCACAAGCUUCCGAUGGUGACCUAACUCCCGAUAAAAACAAGAAAAUAAACCGAUGCUUUUCUUGCCGGAAGAAAGUGGGCCUUACUGGUUUUGACUGUCGCUGCGGUAACCUAUUCUGUGCCAUUCAUCGUUAUUCUGACAAACACGACUGUCCAUAUGAUUAUCGGAGUGCAGCUGCUGCGCGCAUACGCAAGGAGAACCCCAUCGUUGUGGCUGAGAAAAUUCAGAAGUUAUGAGGACUAAGUGCAAUAAAAGGUCUUUCUGACUUUGUGAAUUUGACGCGUG